AUGACAAAAUUAGAGUACACUUCUAUUCCAGAUAUUGUAAAGAUUCAUGACGAACUUGAAAAGUCUUUCAGAGAAGGCUACACGGUCGACAUUAAGAAGCGUGUUGAGACACUCAAGAACUUGGCCUACAUGUUCGAAGAGAACUCUGACAUGAUUCAGGAAGCUCUCGAGGCUGAUUUGGGCAAGCGUAGACAAGAAGCCUACAUGACUGAGAUUUUCAACUGCAUAAACAGCUGUAUCGGCGCUGUGCACAAUGUUCACAAGUGGGCAGCUCCUCAAAGCGUCUCUGCAAAAUUCCCUACCAACAUGCUCGGCCCUCAAGUCAGGAGAGAAAGCAAAGGUGUUGCAUGCGUGAUAUCACCAUGGAACUACCCCUUACUUCUUACAAUCGAACCUGUAAUUGGAGCUAUCGCGAGUGGAUCGCCUGUAAUGAUCAAGACGUCGGAGCUUUCAGAGAACUUUUCAGCUACUCUCACCUACCUCCUUCACAAGUACCUUGAUCCAAAGGUUGUUCGCGUUGUCAACGGUGCCGUCCCUGAAACAACAGCCCUCUUGAAGCAGAGAUUCGGUCAUAUUUUGUACACAGGUAAUGGUACCGUGGGUAGGAUUGUGCAACACGCUGCGGCUGAGCACUUGACUCCAACCACUCUCGAGCUCGGUGGUAAAUCACCAGCAGUGGUGGCAGAUGAUGCGAAUUUGGAUGUCAUUACUCAACGACUGUUAUGGGCCAAGGCAACAAACGCUGGUCAGACGUGUGUAGCGCCAGACUAUGUUCUCUGCACACCUGACAUGCAAGAGAGAUUGGUUGAAGGCUUUAAAAGAGUUUAUAAGCAAUUCUACCCUGAGGGUAUUCGCAACUCAAAAUCUUUCGGACGUAUCAUCAACGACCGCCACUUUGGACGAGUAACAGGUCUCCUUAAGGACACAAAGGGUGACAUUGUUAUCGGUGGUGAUAGUGAUGCUUCAGAUAGGUUCGUGGCCCUUUCAAUUGUCAAAAACGUCAAAGCAGAUGACGCAUUGAUGAAGGAUGAACUAUUCGCACCAAUCCUGCCGAUCGUGACGGUACCAUCAAUGGAUGCAGCUGUGAACUUCAUCAGGAGCCGCGACCACCCACUGGCGCUGUAUGUCUACACGCAAAGUGAUCAGGUUCGCGAGAAAAUCUUCCAAGGCACGCUUUCAGGGUCUGCUGUCCAAAAUGAUGCACUUAUUCAAGUAGGUACAGAGGAACUGCCAUUCGGAGGAGUAGGAGGAGCAGGACACGGUAGUUACCACGGCAAACGCACUUUUGAUGUGUUUACGUAUGAGAGAGCUAUAUUAAGAAGCAAGACAUGGUUGGAGUUCCUUUACACCAAGAGAUACCCACCAUACAGCGAAAAGAAGCUGAAAUACCUGACCAAGGCGCUUCGCAAGCCAAUUGACUUUGCCAAACCGGGUCACGAGUCCAUGUUCGCCGGGAUAGGCAAAUUAGCGAGAACAGGAGUUAAAGCGACGGCAGUAGUGGGAGUAGCAGCAUAUAUAGCCAAGAGAUAUGGAAAAUUAUAG
This is a messenger RNA of Wallemia ichthyophaga EXF-994, 1542 nucleotides long. Its product is annotated as Aldehyde dehydrogenase, dimeric NADP-preferring. The record is from RefSeq and is a predicted model, not a curated record. NCBI's taxonomy places the organism in Eukaryota, Fungi, Basidiomycota, Wallemiomycetes, Wallemiales, Wallemiaceae. Gene Ontology annotation, molecular function: aldehyde dehydrogenase (NAD+) activity. Bases 1 to 1542 code for a protein of 513 amino acids. Gene Ontology annotation, cellular component: cytoplasm. Gene Ontology annotation, biological process: aldehyde metabolic process. The transcript is spliced from 3 exons.